Messenger RNA from Penicillium concentricum, 399 nucleotides. Its product is annotated as TOM13-domain-containing protein. The record is from RefSeq and is a predicted model, not a curated record. Gene Ontology annotation, biological process: protein insertion into mitochondrial outer membrane; mitochondrial outer membrane translocase complex assembly. Bases 1 to 393 code for a protein of 130 amino acids. The transcript is spliced from 2 exons. Gene Ontology annotation, cellular component: mitochondrial outer membrane. NCBI's taxonomy places the organism in Eukaryota, Fungi, Ascomycota, Eurotiomycetes, Eurotiales, Aspergillaceae.
AUGGCCUCCGACGCUGCCUCCCUCUCGCCCGCCGAGCUCUACGACUCUACCAUGACCGUCCCCUCCGACUCAGAGAACUACUCCGCGAACCAUGAGAUGUCCUCCUCGGUCCAGUCAACCGAAAGCUCACCCAUGAUGCUUUACAAGCCGCCAAGUGUUUGGGGUCUUGUGCGCGGAGCUGCCAUCAACCUCUUCCUCCCCUUCGUCAACGGUCUCAUGCUAGGCUUUGGAGAGCUGUUCGCACACGAGGCUGCUUUCCGACUUGGAUGGUCUAACACUAAGAUCUUCCCUAACCACCGCCGCUCACAUGCAGUGGGCCCGGGUGUUGAGAUGCGGGAGCUUCCCUCGGAGCGGAGACGUCCUGGACUGAGGGAUACUGCUUCUCUAGAAUAAGUGAUU